AUGCGGAACGUAGAGCUCAAUGCUUUCGGAGCACUCGCCUGUGUCGCCACCUCAUUUGCCAUUUGCGGGGUGUGCUUCUCGAUCUCGUUGAAGUUGAUUAGUGGGAACGCAGCGGUGUCCAAACUGGAACGCCGGUUUCUCUGGUUUUCCAUAUUCCAAUCGGGGCCAAUGCUGCUGGAGACGGUACGAGCCGCCGCACAGUUCUACGUCACUUUAUAUCUGAACGAGAGGGCGGCAUUACAGCAAUUGUCGGAAUAUCUAUUUUACUACAUGGACCUGGCUUGUAUGCUAACACCCUACUGUCUCCUGGUCACCAAUCGUAACAUUCGCCGCAUUUUGCUCCCCAAGUUCAUGGUCAGCCAGCUCUCCUCCAUGCAGCAAGUCUCAAAGAAUACUAACGUCAUCAGCCCAAAAGUCGACAGCCUCUCGAUGAAGCAGUGCACCCAG
This is a messenger RNA of Mesorhabditis spiculigera, 447 nucleotides long. The record is from the annotation of a GenBank genome assembly. Lineage: Eukaryota; Metazoa; Nematoda; Chromadorea; Rhabditida; Rhabditidae.